AAAAAAUAAAAUAAAAUAAUGUAAAAUAUCUUGUAUUUUUAAGUACUAUACCCAAGGUAAUCAUUUGAGGCUUGCGUUGGAUUGUAAGAGGCUCAGAUCACAGAAUGGCUAACUUGCAAGGGCUUCCGGCACUUCCAAAGAGUCUUGCAAGACUUCUCAAUGCAGGCACUGAGCAGUGGAAAGAAGUAGAAAAGAUCCACAACUUACGGACGAUGAUCCAGAAAGAUAUGACACCAGACACAAGUGCAGAGUUAAACAAUGGGAAAACUGCCGAUAGGAGACACUCAGUUGCAGGAACAGUAGAUGGCGCACUCGCCUACUUGAGAAAGGAAAUGGUGGGUCUCCGACAACUAGAUAUGUCUCUCUUGUGUCAGUUAAUGACGCUAAACGAGUCCAUUCAAGACUAUAAACAAUCCGUACAGAUGGCUUAUUCAGAUGCAAACUCAGAAUGUGGCUCCCUCUAUAGUAUGGACAAUGGUUUGGAGACGAUUCGUGACGAUUACGAAUCAGAGCUUGCUGAUGUUGACAUAAACGAUGACAUGAGUUUAGGGGAUAGUUAUAAUUCCCAGUACGAGCCACAGAGCCCCCGCUCCCCAGUUCCUCAAAGUCCAGGUUAUAGGUGGCCUCAACAUGUUAAGAAUCAGAGUGCGACUCAACAGAAUAAUGGAAUGUUCAAGUUCAGCUAUGGGCUUUCUGAAUCAAAUGCCUAAGCAAUUUAUUUAAUGAGGGCUUCCGGUCUAAUGCAUAGCAAUAAAUAGGAAUUUCUCUCAAAAGUAAAUUAUUAACAAAAUAUUUGCUUCAGUGAACAGCAAAAAUAUGACAUGUUUACUUCAAAAUCUCAUAGUUAAAAAUCUCACGAGACAAUAUUCUCUACUUUUUGGUUUCAGUUUUUUUGUAAAUUUAUUCCACUUAGUAUGGUUCAUAAAAAUAAGCCUAAGUACCUGAUCUGAGAUUUACAAAAACCGAACAUGAAAAAUCACCAAAAUUUUGCAGAAUCCUCACUUCAUUUCACGAAAAAACUUAGUACAGACUAAGUAUUAUAUCAAUGAAUAAAUACUGAGUGAAAUAUUGACUUUAUUCACA
Molecule: messenger RNA, 1083 nt
Organism: Owenia fusiformis
Lineage: Eukaryota; Metazoa; Annelida; Polychaeta; Sabellida; Oweniidae
Source: the annotation of a GenBank genome assembly